AUGAGGAUUUCAUGAGUCUUAAUGAGGACCCCAAGCCCAUUGGCUGUAUGGAAGAGUAUUGCUAUAUGAAAUGUUGUAGAUCAGGAAACUGCUACAAAAUCCAUCCCCACGGAAGCAUUUCAAAGUUGAUUUUAUACAAAGCUAAAUUCUUAUUGAUUUUUUUAUCAUUGCUGUAGCAAGUAUAAUUCUUUUAUCUAUUCAGAAAUUGCUCAUAUUUGCACACAGUAA
Molecule: messenger RNA, 228 nt
Organism: Blepharisma stoltei
Lineage: Eukaryota; Ciliophora; Heterotrichea; Heterotrichida; Blepharismidae
Source: the annotation of a GenBank genome assembly